AUGCAACCAUCUCAUUCAAAAUUGAAUGAGAAUAGCACUGGACACAAUACUGAUAUGGUGCGCACUAUGUUUACUGACAUAGAGGGUCGUGUUAUACUUAACGAGGGCACUUCUAAUGCGGAGUCUAAUGCGAACAGUCAUCGUAUUAGGCCAACUGCUUUUGCAAGGGCACAACGACGACGAGUACAGCGGCAACAGGAAGAAGCCCAACCUGAACCCCAAACAGCUGAUAUAGAUGAACCUCCACAGGAUGUUGGAUAUCCUGGUGGUCCGGUUGAUAGUUAUGUCCUUAGGACAUUUGGCGAUCAUGUUGCGACUCGACUCUGGGAUGGCGAGGAUCGGGGAGAAUUAAGGGUGUUCAGCAAUGGGAAAAAAUUAAAAGAAGCUGUUAUUGAAGACGAAGAGGUUGAGCAACUAGUUAAAAGCUCGGGAUUGUAUUCGUUACUAAAAUGCAGCUAUGAAAUGAUUGACAAAGGGAUCAUUUCUGCAUUCGUAGAGAGGUGGCAUCGUGACACCAGUAGCUUUCAUCUCCCUAUUGGUGAAAUGACGAUUACUUUGGACGACAUGUCAUCUCUGUUGCAUAUUCCCAUUACCGGUGCAUUCUUCAGUGUUAAUGUAUUUAACAAGGAUGAAGGUGCAAAUAUAUUGGCAGAGCUUCUUGGAGUUAGUCACGGUGUUGCUUAUGCAGAAUUUAAUGUGACGCGGACAGCCACGGUUAGGUAUAGUUGGUUACUUGACGUAUACCACCAGCGUUGUCGUGAGCAGCGUUGA
This is a messenger RNA of Cicer arietinum (chickpea), 771 nucleotides long. The record is from RefSeq and is a predicted model, not a curated record. NCBI's taxonomy places the organism in Eukaryota, Viridiplantae, Streptophyta, Magnoliopsida, Fabales, Fabaceae.